GACACUACACCAUCAACCAUCAUGACAAAUUGGUUGAUGACACUACACCAUCAACCAUCAUGACUAAUUGGUUGAUGACACGACACCAUCAACCAUCUUGACAAAUUGGUUGAUGACACGACACCAUCAACCAUCAUGACUAAUUGGUUGAUGACACGACACCAUCAACCAUCAUGACUAAUUGGUUGAUGACACUACACCAUCAACCAUCAUGACAAAUUGGUUGAUGACACGACACCAUCAACCAUCAUGACUAAUUGGUUGAUGACACUACACCAUCAACCAUCAUGACAAAUUGGUUGAUGACACGACACCAUCAACCAUCAUGACUAAUUGGUUGAUGACACGACACCAUCAACCAUCAUGACAAAUUGGUUGAUGACACUACACCAUCAACCAUCAUGACAAAUUGGUUGAUGACACUACACCAUCAACCAUCAUGACUAAUUGGUUGAUGACACGACACCAUCAACCAUCUUGACAAAUUGGUUGAUGACACGACACCAUCAACCAUCAUGACUAAUUGGUUGAUGACACGACACCAUCAACCAUCAUGACUAAUUGGUUGAUGACACUACACCAUCAACCAUCAUGACUAAUUGGUUGAUGACACGACACCAUCAACCAUCAUGACUAAUUGGUUGAUGACACGACACCAUCAACCAUCAUGACUAAUUGGUUGAUGACACGACACCAUCAACCAUCAUGACUAAUUGGUUGAUGACACGACACCAUCAACCAUCAUGACUAAUUGGUUGAUGACACUACACCAUCAACCAUCAUGACUAAUUGGUUGAUGACACGACACCAUCAACCAUCAUGACUAAUUGGUUGAUGACACGACACCAUCAACCAUCAUGACAAAUUGGUUGAUGACACUACACCAUCAACAUUGUCUGAUGACACUACACCAUCAACAUUGUCUGAUGACACUACACCAUCAACAUUGUCUGAUGACACUACACCAUCAACAUAGGCUGAUGACACUACACCAUCAACAUUGUCUGAUGACACUACACCAUCAACAUAGGCCGAUGACACUACACCAUCAACAUUGUCUGAUGACACUACACCAUCAACAUAGGCUGAUGACACUACACCAUCAACAUUGUCUGAUGACACUACACCAUCAACAUAGGCCGAUGACACUACACCAUCAACAUUGUCUGAUGACACUACACCAUCAACAUAGGCUGAUGACACUACACCAUCAACAUUGUCUGAUGACACUACACCAUCAACAUAGGCUGAUGACACUACACCAUCAACAUUGUCUGAUGACACUACACCAUCAACAUAGGCUGAUGACACUACACCAUCAACAUUGUCUGAUGACACUACACCAUCAACAUAGGCCGAUGACACUACACCAUCAACAUAGGCUGAUGACACUACACCAUCAACAUAGGCUGAUGACACUACACCAUCAACAUAGGCUGAUGACACUACACCAUCAACAUAGGCCGAUGACACUACACCAUCAACAUAGGCCGAUGACACUACACCAUCAACAUUGUCUGAUGACACUACACCAUCAACAUAGGCUGAUGACACUACACCAUCAACAUUGUCUGAUGACACUACACCAUCAACAUUGUCUGAUGACACUACACCAUCAACAUAGGCCGAUGACACUACACCAUCAACAUAGGCCGAUGACACUACACCAUCAACAUAGGCUGAUGACACUACACCAUCAACAUAGGCUGAUGACACUACACCAUCAACAUUGUCUGAUGACACUACACCAUCAACAUAGGCCGAUGACACUACACCAUCAACAUAGGCCGAUGACACUACACCAUCAACAUAGGCCGAUGACACUACACCAUCAACAUAGGCCGAUGACACUACACCAUCAACAUAGGCUGAUGACACUACACCAUCAACAUUGUCUGAUGACACUACACCAUCAACAUAGGCCGAUGACACUACACCAUCGACAUUGUCUGAUGACACUACACCAUCAACAUUGUCUGAUGACACUACACCAUCAACAUUGUCUGAUGACACUACACCAUCGACAUUAUCUGAUGACACUACACCAUCAACAUUGUCUGAUGACAAUACACCGUCAACAUUGUCUGAUGACACUACACCAUCAACAUUGUCUGAUGACACUACACCAUCACCAUAGGCCGAUGACACUACACCAUCAACAUCGACCGAUGACACUACACCAUCAACAUAGGCUGAUGACACUACACCAUCAACAUAGGCUGAUGACAAUACACCGUCAACAUUGUCUGAUGACACUACACCAUCAACAUAGGCCGAUGACACUACACCAUCAACAUAGGUUGAUGACACUACACCAUCAACAUUGUCUGAUGACACUACACCAUCAACAUAGGCUGAUGACACUACACCAUCAACAUUGUCUGAUGACACUACACCAUCAACAUAGGCCGAUGACACUACACCAUCAACAUAGGCCGAUGACACUACACCAUCAACAUAGGCUGAUGACACUACACCAUCAACAUUGUCUGAUGACACUACACCAUCAACAUUGUCUGAUGACACUACACCAUCAACAUUGUCUGAUGACACUACACCAUCAACAUUGUCUGAUGACACUACACCAUCAACAUUGUCUGAUGACACUACACCAUCAACAUUGUCUGAUGACACUACACCAUCAACAUUGUCUGAUGACACUACACCAUCAACAUAGGCCGAUGACACUACACCAUCAACAUAGGCCGAUGACACUACACCAUCAACAUAGGCCGAUGACACUACACCAUCAACAUCGGCCGAUGACACUACACAAUCAACAUCGGCCGAUGACACUAGCUCAAAUGUUAAGCCCUCUUUUCUGUAUCACUUUGUUUACCAAAACAAGCACUUGUUUUGGAAGUGACCCUAAAUGAAGGAUGCUUUCCUUGGGGGGCAUGGGUUGACUAUAUUUUAUAUGCAACUUUUGUAAAAGUCUACAUUUUAUACCUGAUUUGUAAUUAUGUAGAUGAACUCUCCAGAUGAUCAAAUCAGAUAAUGUAUGCUUCUGAUUAGAGAGCAAUGUCAGGAUAAAGCACAAGUGGACUUUAAUUGUGAACUUAACAUAUAUAUUGUAUCUGCUUAUUACCAUACUGGAAUUUAUUUCAAUUGCAAAUUAAACACAGCUUUUCUCACAA
This is a messenger RNA of Oncorhynchus keta (chum salmon), 3137 nucleotides long. RefSeq names its product histidine-rich glycoprotein-like. The transcript has 3 exons. The coding region runs from base 858 to 2876 and encodes 672 amino acids. The record is from RefSeq and is a predicted model, not a curated record. Lineage: Eukaryota; Metazoa; Chordata; Actinopteri; Salmoniformes; Salmonidae.